Molecule: messenger RNA, 1538 nt
Organism: Panicum virgatum (switchgrass)
Lineage: Eukaryota; Viridiplantae; Streptophyta; Magnoliopsida; Poales; Poaceae
Product: peptidyl-prolyl cis-trans isomerase CYP37, chloroplastic-like
Exons: 11
Coding region: 69-1460 (463 amino acids)
Biological process (GO): protein peptidyl-prolyl isomerization
Molecular function (GO): peptidyl-prolyl cis-trans isomerase activity
Source: RefSeq, a predicted model, not a curated record
GACGGCAGCGACGGCCACCAUUCCCUUCCAACCCCCCACACACCCACCAUGGCGGCGCGCGUGCCGCGAUGGCGCUCGCUGGCGCCCGCCCCACGGCCCACGCUCCCGCGUCCGCGGCCAACACCAAGCGCCCUGAGUGGAGGACGCAGCCGAGCCUCAACCGCCGCGGCCUGAUCGCCCGCGCUUCCCACCGCCCAUCCUGCGCUGCUGAGGAGGGGGUUAUCCAGUGGCUGAGGAGCGCGGCCGCGGCGCUGGCCAUCGCCGCGCAGAUUUCCGUGUCGCUGCCGGCGGACGCGGUGCUCUACUCGCGGGACACGAAGAUUCCGAGGACCGGAGAGCUGACUCUGAGGAAGGCCAUCCCCGCGAACCCAAGCAUGAAGAUCAUACAGGAAUCUCUGGAGGAUAUCUCGUAUUUGCUGAGGAUACCACAGAGGAAGCCGUACGGUACCAUGGAGGGCGAUGUGAAGAAAGCCAUGAAAAUUGCAAUGGACAGCAAGGAGGCAAUCCUGGGAAGCAUACCUGCAGAGCACAAGGAGGAAGGUGCCAAGCUAUAUACUUCUCUUCUCGAAGAGAAGGGUGGUUUGCAGACUCUAUUGAAAUAUAUUAAGGAGAAUGACCCUGACAAACUUUCCAUAGCACUUGCUUCAUCACUUGAUACUAUUGGUGAAUUGGAGCUAUUGCAGGCUCCUGGUUUGUCCUUUCUACUGCCCCAACAGUAUUUGGAAUAUCCAAGGCUAACAGGAAGAGGAGUUGUUGAAUUCACAGUUGAGAAAGGUGAUGGUCCAACAUUCUUUCCAACUGGUGGUGGUGAACCAAAAAGUGUCGCCACAAUUCAGGUUGUCAUUGAUGGCUACUCUGCCCCACUGACUGCUGGAAACUUUGCAAAAUUGGUCUUGGAUGGGGCAUAUGAUGGGGUAACACUGAAAUGUGCAAGUCAGGCAAUUGUUGCAGAUAAUGAGACUGGGAAAAAGGGGUACACUGUUCCAUUAGAGGUCAUGCCUGCAGGACAAUUCGAACCAUUGUACAGAACUCCAUUAAGCAUUCAGGAUGGAGAAUUGCCAGUCCUGCCGAUGUCUGUAUAUGGUGCUAUUGCCAUGGCACAUAGUGUGGAUUCAGAUGAAUACUCCUCACCAACGCAGUUCUUCUUCUAUCUUUAUGACAAGAGAAACCAAAUUAAUGAACAAGGAUCGAUAAGAGCUUCUAUGGGCAUCCAAACACCUGCAGGUAUACCACGGAUGGAAGGGAUGUUCUGUCGCAGAUUAAAACCGGAGAUAAAAUUCGUUCUGCCAAGCUUGUACAAGGCAGAGAACACCUUGUGCUGCCAUCAGCAGUCCCUGAAGAGAGCUGAUAUCAUCGUCGCCAAACAUUGCAGCAUUCUUUACACUGAUCAGGCAACCAACAUUUUGUAUAUCCAUGCCACUAAACCUGACCAAGCAGUUCAUAAUCAAAUAUACAUAUAAGAAUCAUUGUACAUGAAACCAUUUUUUGUGGUGUAUCGAUCACUUUGCACUCUGAACAGAAUGGAAUUCUUUAUUCAA